AUGGUCAAAGUUUUACUUGCUCUUACUUCUGCUAACCCAGUCUUUUAUGCUGAUGGAAAAAGAACUGGUGUUUUUGUCGUUGAGGCAUUGCACCCAUUUGAAGUUUACAAGAAGAAAGGAUAUGAAAUUCAAUUUGUUUCUGAAACUGGUACCUUUGGAUAUGAUGAACAUAGUACUUCUGAAGAUUUCUUGACUGGAGAAGAUAAAGACAUUUUUGAAGAUCAAAAUUCAGACUAUAAUGUUCAUUUGAAAAAUAUCAAGAAAGCUUCAGAUGUAUCUUCAAAAGAUUAUGAUAUUUUCUUUGGUAGUGCUGGACACGGAACAUUAUUUGAUUAUCCAAAGGCUAAAAAUUUACAAAAAUUAGCUGCUGAAAUUUAUGAUAAAGGUGGUGUUGUAUCAGCAGUUUGUCAUGGACCUGCAAUUUUUGAAAAUUUAAUUGAUCCAAAAACAAACGAACCUUUAAUUAAAGGUAAGAAAAUCACUGGUUUCACUGAUGUUGGUGAAGAUAUGUUAGGAGUGACUGAUAUCAUGAAGAAGGAUAAUUUGUUGACUAUUAAACAAGUUGCUGAAAAAGAAGGGGCUACUUAUAUUGAACCAGAGGGUCCUUGGGAUAAUUUCACAGUUACUGAUGGUAAGAUCGUCACUGGUGUGAACCCACAAUCGGCAGCUAAAACCGCUGAAGAGUCAAUUGCUGCUUUGUCUGCUUAA
Messenger RNA from Candida tropicalis MYA-3404, 708 nucleotides. Its product is annotated as protein SNO4. The record is from RefSeq and is a predicted model, not a curated record. The transcript has a single exon. Bases 1 to 708 code for a protein of 235 amino acids. Gene Ontology annotation, molecular function: glyoxalase III activity. Lineage: Eukaryota; Fungi; Ascomycota; Pichiomycetes; Serinales; Debaryomycetaceae.